GCCGCCUAGCCGCACACCGAAGACCGGAGCCUGAUGGAGGCUGAAGGCUAUGCCUUUGAGGCAGCUGAGAAGGUGAAGGAGAUCCAAUGUGAGGUGGAAGACCUCCUGCUUCACAUCCGCCGUGCCGCGGACAUCGAAUCCCAGCAUCUUGAAGCGCAACGAGUGGAGCUCCAGAAGCAACAUGCGGAGAGGAUCAAGGACCUGCAAGACGAGGUGAGACGGGUCAGGGAAUCGACUGAUGAGAGUGUCGAGAAGAUUGAAGCAGAGAUGCAACGAGAGCAAUCUCAGAUUGAAGAAGAGGUGCUGCAAAAGUCGGUCGAACGGAGUGAGGCCUUGAAAGCCAUCAAGGAGGAAGUGGAGGAUUUGUCAGCUGUGGCGGAUCAAGAAUACCGAAAGUCCUUGGACAAAGACAAGUUGCGCCAUGAAGAAGCUCGAAAGGCCAUUCUUGACAUGGACAAUCAGCGAUGGAGGACGGUGGAGGAGAUGGACCAAAGCUGCCAAAUGUGGAUCACGGCAUUCAAUCAGAGGCUGGAAGAAACCCAAGCAGAUUUGGCGUACCGAGUAGAACACUUGGUUGGAGAAGCAAGAGCUGCAAGGCUGGGUUUGCACAAGGCCCGCGAGCGGCUUGAUCGCCAAUGGGAAGAUGAACUCACUCAACUGCGGCAAGAAGCUCUAAAGGAGCGCUUUGACGCUGCAAGCACGUUGGACCAAGCUCGAUUGAAGCGAAGAGAGCUGGAAAGCAUGUCCAGGGAGAAAAGUCUGGCCGGCAUUGAAGAGUGCAAGCUGCUCAAACGUGAGCAUUUAUUGACCCUACGGAGGGUUGCGGAUGAGUUGGAUCAGAUGCGGAGGAACAUCGGAUUGCAAGCUCGUGAUCCCAUGCUGGUGCAGAGUCUCAGGGAGCUCAGUUCAAAGAUUCGACAUGGCCAAAUGAAGCAGCAACCACCCAAAAUGAUGGAAAUAACGUGAUCAAUGACAUGAAUGACCUGAAAUGAC
Messenger RNA from Cladocopium goreaui, 993 nucleotides. NCBI's taxonomy places the organism in Eukaryota, Dinophyceae, Suessiales, Symbiodiniaceae. The record is from the annotation of a GenBank genome assembly.